CCUUUUACCCACCCCCUUCAAGUACAGUAAUCUUCACCCCUUUCUCUUCAGCCAACUCCUAUUUAGCAAUAUAAAUCAUUGAAGCUUUUUAACAUAAACAAAAAUAUUUCCCUAUAAAAUCAUCACUACCACCGCCCUCCUCCUCCGCCGUUAAAAGGCCAUGAGAUGGUGGGACUCAGUGUAGUACUCGAAGGUUAUAGAGAUAUUAGUUGUACUGCUGCUGGUACUACUAUAACUGCUUCUGCUUGGCAGAUUGUUAACAAAGCUAGUAUGGUUAUGAAACCCACUUCUCCGACCACUCCUUCUUCUCCUUUUUCCCGGCGUAAAUCUCCGGCGGCGUGUGGGUUUCUCGAUUCCUGUUUCCUUUGUAAACAGAAACUCUUACCUGGAAAAGAUAUCUACAUGUACAAGGGAGAAUGGGCAUUUUGUAGCGUGGAAUGCAGGUGCAAACAGAUUUUUAAGGAUGAAGAAGAGAGUUUUAAUACAAAGAAAAGAGAUAAUAUGAAAUCUCAAGUAUCUAAAUCUUGUACUACUUCUUCUUCUUCUUCUUCAACGACGUCGUCUUCACGGAGUAGGAAAACGGCGGCGAGAAACCGACCGAAUGGAUUUGCAUACUGAAUGAGAGAAGUGUACUGUCCGAGGGAAAUUUUGCUGCUUUCCAGUUUUGUCCUCGCCACAUCUUGUAAUGACUAUGGUGUCCCUUUUUAUUUUUUUUAUUUCUUUGGGUUUGUUUUAUUGGUUUUUUAAUUUAUUAUAGUAAUUGAAGUAGUAGUAUGAAAAUUGAUAGCCAACAAACUGCUGCUAGUUUUCAUAUAUCAGCCCAUGGGUUUUGGUGUCCAAUCGCCAGGUAACCAAAUGGCAUAUAAUUAAUGAUAUUGAGAAUCGUUCUUUUUUAAGGUUGGGGUGGUGGGGACAGUUAGGGAUAUUUUGGGUACUUAAUGGAAAAAAAAUUGGUAAAUUAUUCACAUUA
Nicotiana attenuata is the source of this 970-nucleotide messenger RNA. RefSeq lists its product as uncharacterized. The transcript is spliced from 2 exons. Bases 166 to 618 code for a protein of 150 amino acids. NCBI's taxonomy places the organism in Eukaryota, Viridiplantae, Streptophyta, Magnoliopsida, Solanales, Solanaceae. The record is from RefSeq and is a predicted model, not a curated record.